UGGGGGGAUCUCUGCUUGAAAUACGAGGUUAGAGUCAGUAUAGGGCUCCGGCGAGCGUGCAGGAAUGAGUGGGUCCCUCAGCCGAGCGGCGGCAGCUCUGCUCCGCUGGGGGCGCGGCGCGGGCGGCGGCAGCCUGUGGAGUCCGGGCGUGCGGACUGCAGGCUCGGGCGCAGGCGGCGGCGGUUCGACGGAGGAGCUGGACGCGAUGGUGAAGAAGAACAAGGUGGUUGUGUUCCUCAAGGGGACGCCCGAACAGCCCCAGUGUGGCUUCAGCAACGCCGUGGUGCAGAUCUUGCGGCUGCACGGCGUCCGCGACUACGCGGCCUACAACGUGCUGGACGACCCUAAGCUCCGACAAGGCAUUAAAGACUACUCCAACUGGCCCACCAUCCCACAAGUGUACCUCAAUGGCGAGUUUGUGGGGGGCUGUGACAUUCUUCUGCAGAUGCACCAGAACGGGGACCUGGUAGAAGAACUGAAAAAGCUGGGGAUCCGCUCUGCCCUCUUAGAUGAUGAAAAGAAAGACCAAGACUCAAAGUGAGGGUGCCUGGGUCCUCCGAGCAGACGGGGCCAUGCGUGUCAGAGACUCACUGCCAGAAAAGCCUUACUGAUUUUGGUUUUCUUUUAUUGAGACAACUGCUUGCACUGCUUAUUCUGGUUUGUAAGCAGUUGAGUGAUUCUAGUUUGUCUGGUGUUUUAUCUAAGAAUAUUCUAUUGUGAGUUUAAUUGCAACCACUGCACUAUAAUAAUUCAAUGUUGUAUUAUGAUAUUGCUGUAAACAAAAUUUGUUGUUAAUGUUGUCAUUUAUUCUUUGCCUGAUUCAGGAGUGAAAGUAGGAGCUUCUGAAUUAUCAUGAUUCAUGACUUCCUCUGCAAAUGUGUCAGUCUACAAAGAACAGAUUCCCUCAGUUAGUUUUUUUUUUUUUUUUUUGUAACUACUUCUAUUAAGGCAAAUGGUGGGUAAAGAAGAAACUGUGAUAACUAGGGUGUUGUUUUUUAAAAUGAACUGCCAACACAGAGCUCCCAUGCAUGCAUGGGUGGUUCAUUCUGAAACACAUGCAUCUGUAAGGAUAUUUAGUGCCUGCAACCUUUUGUUUUUGUGAAUUAAGAAUGAUUCUCAAACUCUUUUAUUAAAUUUGCCACAAGAAUUGA
Nycticebus coucang (slow loris) is the source of this 1151-nucleotide messenger RNA. It is a transcript of the gene GLRX5, whose product is annotated as glutaredoxin 5. The record is from RefSeq and is a predicted model, not a curated record. The coding region runs from base 65 to 541 and encodes 158 amino acids. The transcript is spliced from 2 exons. Lineage: Eukaryota; Metazoa; Chordata; Mammalia; Primates; Lorisidae.